AUGAUUAGUUUCAAAAUUGCCUUUUCAGAUGUAGAUCUUAGUAGGCACGCCCAUGGACCUGCUUUGACGCUGACCAUCCAUCCACCAAAGCGAUAUGAGAUUCAGCAUCAUAUUAGUGUUGACAUAACGAUAUCUUUGCCUUGCGGUAUUCCAAUAGAAAAAUGGCCACGUCGUGAAACAAAACAAGCGUUUAGUGAAUCGCCCAUUAGAGAUGUGGAGAAAACUGGAACCCACCUGGUACCUAAGAAAAAUGAAUUUUGGGCUAUUUCGUACUCAAAAGCGGAAAGGACCCUUUUCUCACGAUUGGACGAGGGAAACGGGUGUAGGAAAAUUGUUUACAAGAUGUUGAAGAAGUACAUGCAAAGUUGUAAAUCAUGUUCGCCAAGCGGACUUCGCGGAUUGUCAUCUCAUAUCUUAAAGACACAGUUACUUUGGUCAUGUGAGCGACAUACGUCUCCAGAGUUCUGGCAUCAUAACAACCGGGAUGUUUGUCUUGUUGAAACAUUGAGAGAUUUGAAGACAACUCUGAAGAGUGGACAUUUAUCAGAUUAUUUUGAUACCGAUGUUGACAUUCUUCAAGGGAAAGAUAAUAGUGUGUGCUUAGAACUUGCAAACUAUGUACGUGAUAAAAAGUGCAAGCUGGAGCAGUAA
Molecule: messenger RNA, 651 nt
Organism: Ruditapes philippinarum (Manila clam)
Lineage: Eukaryota; Metazoa; Mollusca; Bivalvia; Venerida; Veneridae
Product: protein mab-21-like 3
Exons: 2
Coding region: 1-651 (216 amino acids)
Source: RefSeq, a predicted model, not a curated record